Messenger RNA from Lathyrus sativus (Indian pea), 1350 nucleotides. The record is from the annotation of a GenBank genome assembly. Lineage: Eukaryota; Viridiplantae; Streptophyta; Magnoliopsida; Fabales; Fabaceae.
AUGAGGGAAAUUCUUCACGUUCAAGGAGGACAAUGCGGUAACCAGAUCGGUUCGAAGUUCUGGGAGGUUGUUUGCGACGAGCACGGCAUAGAUCCGACUGGAAGAUAUGUCGGAAACUCAGAUCUGCAACUCGAGCGCGUGAAUGUCUACUACAACGAAGCAUCGUGUGGAAGGUUUGUUCCACGCGCCAUCCUCAUGGACUUGGAGCCUGGUACUAUGGACAGUGUUCGUACUGGUCCCUACGGCCAGAUCUUCCGUCCUGAUAACUUUGUUUUCGGUCAGUCCGGCGCCGGUAACAAUUGGGCGAAAGGACACUAUACUGAAGGCGCUGAGCUUAUUGACUCGGUUCUCGAUGUUGUUAGAAAGGAAGCUGAGAAUUGUGACUGUCUUCAAGGGUUUCAGGUGUGUCAUUCGUUAGGUGGAGGAACGGGAUCUGGUAUGGGAACACUGUUGAUAUCGAAGAUAAGAGAGGAGUAUCCUGAUAGGAUGAUGCUCACGUUCUCUGUGUUUCCUUCGCCUAAGGUUUCUGAUACUGUGGUUGAGCCUUACAAUGCUACUCUCUCAGUUCAUCAGUUGGUGGAGAAUGCGGAUGAGUGUAUGGUUCUUGAUAAUGAAGCUCUUUAUGAUAUCUGCUUCAGGACUCUCAAAUUGACCACUCCAAGCUUUGGUGAUUUGAACCACUUGAUCUCAGCAACUAUGAGUGGAGUAACUUGCUGUCUUCGUUUCCCUGGUCAACUCAACUCUGAUCUCCGGAAACUAGCUGUGAAUCUCAUCCCAUUCCCUCGUUUGCAUUUCUUCAUGGUUGGUUUUGCACCUCUCACCUCUCGUGGCUCUCAACAGUACCGUGCAUUGACUGUUCCAGAGCUCACCCAGCAAAUGUGGGAUUCCAAAAACAUGAUGUGUGCUGCUGAUCCCAGGCAUGGCCGCUACCUCACUGCAUCUGCCAUGUUCAGGGGUAAAAUGAGCACAAAAGAGGUUGAUGAACAAAUGAUAAAUGUCCAGAACAAAAACUCGUCCUACUUUGUUGAGUGGAUCCCCAACAAUGUUAAGUCAAGUGUCUGUGACAUUGCUCCUAGAGGUCUCUCCAUGGCUUCUACCUUUAUUGGUAAUUCAACCUCCAUCCAGGAAAUGUUCAGAAGGGUGAGCGAACAAUUUACUGCUAUGUUUAGGAGGAAGGCUUUCUUGCAUUGGUACACUGGUGAAGGCAUGGAUGAAAUGGAGUUCACUGAAGCAGAAAGCAACAUGAACGACCUUGUGUCUGAAUACCAGCAAUACCAGGAUGCCACUGCUGAUGAAGAAGGAGAUUUUGAUGAUGAGGAGGAAGAAGAGCCUGAUAAUGCAUAUGAAUAA